GAUGAAGCCACCGUAAUUCUUCUACAGUCCACUAUGGAGACCAAAGACACGCCGACUCGCUUCCCUGCUCUCUCCGCAGACGUAUUUGCAGCCAGCGAUUCCACCACAGCAGAAAGUCCGCCUGUCAGUCCACGAGCUCAGCUCCCUGCGUAUGGCGACGAGAGAGAACCUCCGAAAUACCAAGAAGAUGGAUUAAGCAAAGAUGAGGACGCCAUAAACAAAGCGAAAACAAGAAGAACGCUAUUUGUGCGACUAUUGUCGUCCAUCUUCGUGACUGUGAUAGUCUUGCUGGUUGUGGCGGCCGCGGUUGGGCGAAUCUAUGAUAGGCAGGCCAGGGAGAAGAAGUCGAAAGAAGAACAAAAGGCCAAUGAUACAGAUAUGGGAGUCAAGAUUCAAGAAGGAAACGAUACUCUUGUGGUGUCAUUGACAGCCACUUCUGCGGCUCUGGUCUUUACCGUUGCAGCGACGGCCGUUCUAUCUAUUGCAUAAAUCUUGAGUAACACACGAUUAUCACUAUUGCACAUUUUCUCAUUGUAUGUACCUAUUUGCAGUACAGCUAUAAUCGUCCAGUAUGAAAUCAUGAAACAAUUGCUAUCGGAA
Trichoderma harzianum CBS 226.95 is the source of this 600-nucleotide messenger RNA. RefSeq lists its product as hypothetical. The transcript has 2 exons. The record is from RefSeq and is a predicted model, not a curated record. Bases 34 to 489 code for a protein of 151 amino acids. NCBI's taxonomy places the organism in Eukaryota, Fungi, Ascomycota, Sordariomycetes, Hypocreales, Hypocreaceae.